Misgurnus anguillicaudatus (oriental weatherfish) is the source of this 3792-nucleotide messenger RNA. RefSeq names its product zinc finger protein 507 (gene znf507). NCBI's taxonomy places the organism in Eukaryota, Metazoa, Chordata, Actinopteri, Cypriniformes, Cobitidae. Gene Ontology annotation, cellular component: nucleus. Gene Ontology annotation, biological process: positive regulation of transcription by RNA polymerase II. The record is from RefSeq and is a predicted model, not a curated record.
AUGUCACUCCAUAUGGUCACAUGACCAGACUCGAGUCACGUGAUCGCAGCUCCAUGCUCGCCAUUUUGAGCACAGUGAAGCAGUUUUACAGCACAGGAAUAAAAGCUACGAAUUACAAGCACCGAGGCCAAAGAUCAGAUACAACUGCCGCAUGAGAAUGGAGGACAGCAGUGGUGUAGCUGUUCUUGUGCCUCAGUCCAGAGCCCAGCAGGAUGCCGUCUUCAUUCCUGAUCUUUGUGAUGGAAAAGAUCAGCAACGGCAGCAACAAAAGCAAGCCGCUGACUCUCUUAUUCAGGUCAUUGAGAAGCUCAGCAAGAUUGUGGAGAAGCGGCCCCGGCAGUGUCCGGUUUCCGGGAAAAAGAGACCCUCAAUGGCCUGUGCUUCUGUAGCCGUUCCAGACAACAGAGACAGCUUGAGUGGGGCCACACCUUGUAAGAGAACCCGAGAGAUGAUGGAGGACCACCCGGGAUCCACCGGCACACCUGGGCAGGAGUUUGAACCGGAUCCUUCCGGUCUAGGCACUCGGACUGUUACUUAUUACCAGUGCAGUAUGUGCCGAUUUAUCUCGCCCACAUUGGAGUUGUUAAAAGAGCAUUUGCUUCACCACGAUGAGCAGCACACUGACUUCAUUCUCAUGUGUUCAGAGUGCCAGUUUACUUCUAACCACCAGGAGGAGCUAGUGGCACAUGUGAGACUUCACCUGGAGGAGGGGGGCCAUGCGAGGAACAUCACAGAAGAGCGAGGGACAAUGUCAGUGAGGAACGUUCAGCAAGGAAUGACAGUUUUGAAAGCUGAAUCAGAGGGUACAUCCACACCGAAGAAGUGGUACAGCUUUGAGCAGGGUAGGUACCGUUGUCUCAUCUGCAACUACGAAUGCAGACAGCAACGCAAUCUGAAGACCCACGCAUGGAGACACGCUGGCCUCGUAGACUGUUCCUAUCCUAUAUUUGAAGAUGAAGCGGAGUGUCCCGAAACUCUGACAGUACAAACCCAAUGCUCCAGUUCACCUUUAUUUCAAACAGGAAAGGAAGACACCAUUGUAGUCCUUGCAGCUGUAGAAAAUAAAACUCAGACGCUGCAUGGCUCAUCCAGUCUCCAGCUAGAGCUGUGUGCUUCACCAGAAGUGAAGUGCCACGGAGAGACCGUAGCUGCGAAAACAAUUGAACCCAGGGUACCUGUCAUUAACCAUAUUAAAGACACUGAGGAGCCCUUAGUGGAGGAGCAGGUGACCCCAGAGGCGCAAAUGGAACUGGAGUUGGAGACGGAGAGUCAACAAGGAAGCUCUGACAGCCUUCUGUCCUCUGCCCAAAAGAUUAUCAGCUGCAGCAGUAACAGUGCAGGCCACGUCAACGUCAUUGUUGAACGUCUUCCCUGUGCCGAAGAACCGGUGUCGAGCAAGUCUCUGCUCCUCAGUCCAGAGGUAGGAGGAGACAAGACUCUUCUUGCAUCCGAUGAGCCGGAGAUGGAGAGCCAUCACCACCCUAUAUAUUUCAAACAAGAGGAGCAGGUUGCAAACGGAUGGAGUGGAGAUGAUCCACAACAGGACAAGGAGACGGUGUCAUCAGGGUCUACCUCAGAUGAAAGUGUGCCACCAGUUCGCAGAAGAACUUAUUCGGAGUCUCUACGGCUGCAUUCUUUGGCAGCCGAGGUGCUAGUGGCCAUGCCCAUGAGGGCACCUGAGCUUAGCAGAACAAAUGUGAAGAGUAUGCAUGGCAUAAAUGCGCAAAGCCCCGACACAGGCCAGAGAAUAAUAGAGAUUGCUAACCCUAAGACGUCCUCUGGAGAGCUCACCGGUGCGAUUGGAGAAGCAGCUGCUCUUCUUAACCACGGCCUACAGGGUACUAAAGGUCCGAAAGAUGUGCUGGUGGAGGGCCCAUCCAAAGCUGGCAUCAGUAUGUCUCUUUUGACCGUCAUCGAGCGACUGCAGGAGCGGUCAGAUCAGAAUACGUCUGACGAGGAUAUUCUGAAAGAGCUGCAAGACAAUGCCCAAAGCCAACACGGUGGUGGAGACUCUGCAGGUGUUGCUGGACCUGGGGAUGUUACCUCUACUGAGGGUCUUGUGGAGUAUAUUGCCGGGAGCGAGAGGCCCUACCGCUGUCGCUUAUGCCGUUACAGCAGUGGGAACAAGGGCUACAUUAAGCAGCACCUCCGUGUGCAUAGACAGAGGCAGCCUUACCAGUGUCCCAUCUGUGAGCACAUCGCCUGUGACAGCAAAGAUUUGGAGCGUCACAUGAUCCACCACUGCAAGAGUCGCAUGUACAGCUGCAAACAGUGCAGCGAGAGUUUCCACUACAAGAGUCAGCUGAGGAACCAUGAGAGAGAUCAGCACGGGAUAGAUGACAUCAGCGCCACGCUGACACACGUCACUGAAAGCACAGCAACUGCAGAAGAAUCAGGAAAGCUUGCAGAUGAAGAUCCAGCCAAUGAACAAAGCAUUUUCAAAUGUGAUGUAUGUGACUACACCAGCUCCACAUAUGUUGGGGUGCGCAACCAUCGGCGAAUCCACAGCUCCGAUAAACCAUACAGGUGCUGCAGCUGUGAUUUUGCCACAACUAAUAUGAACAGCCUGAAGAGUCACAUGAAGAAACACCCACAGGAACACCAAGCCAUGCAGCUACUGGAGCAGUACAGGUGCUCCCUUUGUGGUUACGUGUGUAGUCACCCACCAUCCCUCAAAUCCCACAUGUGGAAACAUGCCGGAGAUCAGAAUUACAACUACGAGCAAGUGAACAAGGCCAUCAAUGAAGCCAUUUCCCAGAGCGGCCGAUCAACUACAAUGUCUCUGAAAUCAACAACUGAGACUGCAGCAGAACGUCCUUAUAUUGUCUUAAGCAGAGACGACAAACAGUCUUUUGAGAUGACCUCUGCUGCAGGGACAUCAGAGGGCAGCCCCAUCAGGUCCUCCCCCAACAGGGCUGUGCCGUGGCGGGGUGGCUCAGGGCAGGCCCGACCAGGUAUGGAAUACUGUGUGCUGCUCUUUUGCUGCUGUAUCUGUGGCUUUGAGUCUACCAGUAAAGAGCAGCUGAUGGAGCACAUGAAGCAGCAUGAGGGAGAUCUGAUCAACAUCAUACUGAGCAAAGAGCAGCAGGAAAAUCAGUCGAAAGAGACGAGCAGCCGCCAGUGACCCACCACACAUACUGGGCUUCUGUUAUACCUGCUUAGACAAGCAGCAUGCACAACUUCACAGUCAAAAUGUCGUCUUUCCUUUUCUUCUUUCUUACUCCCUUUCUUUUCUCUCUUUCCUUCUCGCUGUUCAUUUAUGUUUCUUUUGUUGACCAUGGACAUGUAAUUUUAAAGAGAUUUAGUCAAAAAUGUGUCAUUAAGUGUAAUUGCUAUUUCAGCACAGGAAAGUGUCAUUUUCAUUGUGAAUUAUGCUAAUGGUGUUCAAAGGCAUUUAAUACCUCAUCUGUUAAGAAUAUUUUUUUAACAUAGAGUCCACACAUGAAUCCAAGGCAGCUUCUCUUAUUCACUGUAAUAUUAUUUAUAUCUAUAGUUCUUAUGUGCGUUUACCUUUAAGUUGGCACUUGCCAUCAAGCCGUGUUUGAACAUAGAGAGGCAGAUUUCCUUCGUGCUCUCUAAUGUGUGUCAGUGUUUGCAUUUUGAUAUUUAUCAAACUAAUUUAUUUUUAUAUGCAUGUUCCCUUCCGUUAUGUUAAUACAGAUAAGACAGCUGGUUUUGAAUUAUGGUCUUUUUGGUGCUAUAUGGUGGUCUUUAUUGGGAAAGGAAUCUUAAUACUGUAUAUAAACAGUAGUAUUUUCUCAUUAAAACAUGGGAAUACUGGCCCUUAAAAAA